Messenger RNA from Letharia lupina, 222 nucleotides. RefSeq lists its product as uncharacterized. Bases 1 to 222 code for a protein of 73 amino acids. The transcript has a single exon. NCBI's taxonomy places the organism in Eukaryota, Fungi, Ascomycota, Lecanoromycetes, Lecanorales, Parmeliaceae. The record is from RefSeq and is a predicted model, not a curated record.
AUGGCAAUCGGCGCCAGCCUCAUCGUCCUCUUCGCCAUCCUCGGCGCCGGCGCCCUCGUCGUCACCGGCGCCGGCGUCGCCCGCUUCUUCGGCGCCGACGACGCCGCCGACGGAUUCCCGGCCGUGCGGGGGGACCAGAUGGCGUACAUGCGGCGGGUGCGGAUGCGGAACCUGGCGUGGGCGGAGAGGGAGGCGGGGAGGAGGUCGCAGCUGCAGGGGUGA